CUGAUUAGGAGAUCUCCAUGGACACAGUGUAAAUGGGACUUACUGACAGAGUUCACUGCAGCCCAGGGACAUCACACUCACAGGAGGCUCUGGAGGAGGGAAGGGGCCGGGUCUUACCAAGAGGCAAAAUCUGUGUCACUUUUCAAACUUCUUUCAAGCUAUUCAUUAGCCUGGUGUGCAAGCUGUGGCAGCAUUGUCUUCUAUGGGGGACAGUCAGCAUUUCUGAAUAAGUGACUACGGCUCAUCUAUCCGUACACUCAGAAGCGAGCGGAUUGCACGUGGUAAGAAGCCAAGUUUUCCUUGCAGUCAGUCCCGUACACAGAUUGUUGUAGGCACACAUGGACAUUAGUGCUGUGAGUGCAUGACUAAUCUCUCCCUCCCUGGAAGGAGGAUCUGAAAGCACACUCAGUCUUCCUGUUUUCUUGGAGGGAUAUCUGGACUCUGGACACAGUGUGGGGCAGCUUGCAUUUGGAUCAGAGGGGGAUAUAUACAUCUAUAUCUUCCUAACACAACAAGGCUGCCCCUCUAAGCCCUCUUCUCUUUCAUUUGCAAGUGGACUGGUUAACUCUGCAGACUUUCACGUUUGCCCUACCAGCCUGUGUCGGCGCUGCUGAUUGUGGGAGCUGUGGAUCUCAGCUUUUGAUACAGUAUUAUGGCCAUGGUGGUUAAUCCUUGGCAGGAAGACAUCCCAGGGGUGGGAGCCUCUCAGGUGAGCAAUCCACCUGGGCUGUGCAAUCAAGAUCCUGGGGGCACACCUCAAACGCCAAGCACGCCUAAAGGAGUCGUCCCAGGUCAGGACCCUGUUCAUUCAGGGGACAAAGGAGUUCCCAAUGUGGACUGUAUGGUGUGUGGGGACAAAUCGAGUGGCAAGCACUAUGGUCAGUUUACCUGUGAAGGGUGCAAGAGCUUCUUCAAGAGAUCAGUGAGAAGGAACCUCACCUACACUUGUAGGGGUAACAGAGACUGUCCUAUAGACCAGCAUCAUAGGAACCAGUGCCAGUACUGUCGCCUAAAGAAGUGCCUGAAAGUUGGCAUGAGGAGAGAAGUCCAGCGUGGCAGAAUGUCGCACCCCCAGACCAGCCCUGGCCAGUAUGCUCUGAACAACGUUGAUCCUUACAAUGGUCACUCUUACUUAACGGGAUUCAUCUCCUUGCUCCUCCGUGCAGAACCAUACCCAACAUCUCGAUAUAGUGCCCAGUGCCUACAGCCCAACAACAUCAUGGGAAUCGAGAACAUCUGUGAAUUGGCUGCCCGUCUGCUCUUCAGUGCCAUUGAGUGGGCCAAGAACAUUCCCUUCUUUCCCGACUUCCAGCUCUCUGACCAAGUCUCACUUCUUCGCAUGACUUGGAGUGAGCUUUUCGUUCUCAAUGCUGCUCAGUGUUCCAUGCCUCUUCAUGUGGCGCCAUUGCUAGCGGCAGCCGGCCUCCAUGCCUCUCCCAUGUCUGCUGAUCGAGUUGUGGCUUUCAUGGACCAUAUCCGAGUCUUUCAAGAACAGGUGGAAAAGUUGAAGGCACUUCAUGUUGAUUCUGCUGAGUACUCCUGCCUGAAAGCUAUUGCAUUGUUUACACCUGAUGCAGUGGGAUUGUCUGAUAUUGGCCAUGUGGAAAGCAUUCAGGAGAAAUCCCAAUGUGCCCUAGAAGAGUAUGUUCGAAACCAGUAUCCUACCCAGCCGACGCGGUUUGGUCGCCUUCUACUCCGCCUGCCAUCAUUGCGUAUUGUCUCAGCACCAGUUAUAGAACAACUCUUCUUUGUGCGUCUAGUUGGAAAGACACCCAUUGAGACUCUUAUUCGGGACAUGCUCUUGUCUGGCUCCAGCUUUAACUGGCCUUACAUGUCUAUGCAGUAAAGAGGUUCUUUCGAAACCCUUGGACUUCUAAUGUCCGAUGAACCAGUUUGCUUUCCACCAACCACUUUGGCCAAUGAUUCCAGAAGACCAUGGAGCCAAAAAUUGUGUUGGUUUACCAGAAUUGGUUUGACAUUCAGUAGGACAUACACUGCUAUUCCUGAAGGAUUACAGCUUUUGUAUCAUCAUUUCAUACUUACUGUCAACAUUUAAGGGCCCAAUUGGUGGGUUUCACUCAUAUCAACAAAAACUAAGAAACAAGUCAUGUUCCUCAAGAUGAUCAGUGUCAAUUUAUGUCUUUAUAUGAUCAUUGGAACAUCUUGGAAACACAAUGGCUCCAUUCAGACCAUGUUGUCCAUGGUAAAUAUUUGCGCCCGUUACUCGACCUGGUCCAGAAAGGGUUCUGCCAAGAGGAUGUGCACUUUUUUUUAUAAGAGUUUGCAGACUUUUUGAAAACAUUCAAUGUUUGACAAGUUGAGAACUGGUCCAUCUAUAGACUUUAUUGAAACGAUUAAAAAACAAAAGACUAUAACAAAUUUACACUUGUAAGAUAUCUACGUGAUGUCAAAGACUGGCUAGCACUGCAAUCCACAACAUAAAGCACUGAAGAAGCCUUGGCCCCUGUAGGGAUGUUUAUCAAGAGACUAUUUAUAAUAGGAAAAAUGGGGACUGCCUGCUUUUUUCAAUAAAUUUAUGUGUAUAUUCCCGCCCUUAUCCCCCCCCCCCCUCCUUCCUCUUUGUUUUUCCCUAUAUAAGUAUGUUUGUAAGAUAUUUUUGGUGUGUGAAUUGUGGUAUUUUUUGGUAACCUGGCGGCAAAAUCUUGUUUAUUUUGCUGGUUGAUCUGGCUAAUUAUUAAAUACAGUAUCAAUUAUUAAUUUGGAGUA
Hyla sarda is the source of this 2727-nucleotide messenger RNA. Its product is annotated as nuclear receptor subfamily 2 group F member 5-like. Lineage: Eukaryota; Metazoa; Chordata; Amphibia; Anura; Hylidae. Gene Ontology annotation, molecular function: RNA polymerase II cis-regulatory region sequence-specific DNA binding; zinc ion binding; nuclear receptor activity. Bases 653 to 1846 code for a protein of 397 amino acids. The transcript is spliced from 4 exons. The record is from RefSeq and is a predicted model, not a curated record. Gene Ontology annotation, biological process: anatomical structure development; regulation of transcription by RNA polymerase II; cell differentiation.